UUACAGUGGGGCAUUCUCUUUAGAAAGCUCUAUUGACCAUUUAGGCCCGAUGGCAAAAACGGUUGACGAUUGUGCCUUGUUGCUGGAGGUGUUGGCAGGUUCUGAUGGGUUCGACUCAAGGCAAAGGGUUCGAGAUGUUCCUAGUUUUACGACACAAAUAGACGGAGGCGUUGCUGGACUAAAAAUAGGGUUUGUAGAUGAAGGAUUUACCACGUGCGAGGCUGAUGUCAUAAAGGUCGUCAAGGCAACCAUUGAUAUAUUUAAAAAAGCCGGGGCCAAUGUUGAAGAAACGUCCAUUCCUUUACAUAAAUAUGGUCAAGUCAUUUGGAGUCCACCUACUCUCGAAGGAGCGUAUCUUCAAGGAAUCGUGGGUGCUAAUAUCGGCAACAAGGGAUUCUAUCCGAAUUCAAUGAUGGAACAUUUUAAAAAAUCAUUGAAAGCGAGACCACAUGACCUCCCUAUGACGUUUCAAUUGGUGUCUAUGUGGGGAGAAUAUACAAAACGCUUCUACCAGUCAAAACACUACGGGAAGGCGCAGAACUUGAACCUUGCUUUAACCGCUGCAUAUGAUAAAUCAUUGGAAACGUAUGACGUCAUAGUUAUGCCAACAUUACCAUUUAAAGCCCCAAGACUCCCAAAUGCAGAUACAGACUUAAAAGGUCUACUUACUGAAGCUCUCAACAUGGUGUACAAUACCUGUCCCUUUGAUAUUACUGGACAUCCUGCGAUAUCUUUAAAUGCUGGCUCUUCUGAGGGUUUACCGAUAGGUAUCAUGAUAGUCGGUCGCCAUAACGAUGACGCCACUGUUUUGAGAGUAGCCAAGGCAUUGGAGAGUAGAUUGAAACUUUGAAAUGUUAAAUACGACUUUUAAUAUGUGUACACCAAGUAACUUACCCAUUUUGACCAUUUAUUAAGGAUAUGUUGAUUUUUGUGGUUUGGGGGAAAAAAUCACUUAAUAUGAAAACCUGAUGCUUGUGUGUGAAAUAUAUGUUUAUAUGUACCAUCAAUAAGAAUUGUUUGCAGUAUAUCGCCAUUUUGGAAUUUUUGGACAUCUGCAAUGCACGAGGAAUAUAUAAGCACAAAUGCCAAAGGGAAGGGUGACUAAAAACUUUAAAGAAACCCAACAAGAAAA
Molecule: messenger RNA, 1132 nt
Organism: Owenia fusiformis
Lineage: Eukaryota; Metazoa; Annelida; Polychaeta; Sabellida; Oweniidae
Source: the annotation of a GenBank genome assembly